This is a messenger RNA of Lontra canadensis (Northern American river otter), 2365 nucleotides long. RefSeq names its product endothelium and lymphocyte associated ASCH domain 2 (gene EOLA2). The record is from RefSeq and is a predicted model, not a curated record. The coding region runs from base 674 to 1150 and encodes 158 amino acids. NCBI's taxonomy places the organism in Eukaryota, Metazoa, Chordata, Mammalia, Carnivora, Mustelidae. The transcript has 4 exons.
CCCUGCCUCCCUUGGGCCCUGGGCUGUGACCUACCUGAGGUUCCCCGGCUGUGCAGCUGUGCGGUGUAGCCUGUGGCACUCCUCCCGCUGGGGCCGACUCGGGAUUUUAUUGAGGGGAACGGGGUUGUAGGGUCCCCAGAUCCUUCCCCUGAGACAGUGUGAGGGGGUGGGGUCAUCUGUCUCCUGUCGGAUAAGGGGUCUGCUAGGCUGGAAGGACACGAUCUGCUUCCAGGAGAGGAUCUUCUCUGCUGCUGCUGGCUGGGGCGUCAACGUGAUGAGCAGAACCAAACCUUGAGGGAGGUGUUUCCCAUGCCAGGGGCCCUCCUGAGUCCCAGUGGUCCCCCAACCCUGCUGAGCAGAAAACCCGUGCUGGCACAUCCGCCAACAUUGUCCUUUUCUACCUGAUGACUUUGUCUUCUCCCCGCCACCCACCCCAGUCCUUGUGCAGGUGACGAAGCCCAGACAAGUGGAACAGCGUUUCCUGCUCAGACCACAAAGCAGCCGUCUCCACCCUCCUGCGCGAGCUCGCCAGAGACUCCGUCUGAUGGACAGGUCGUCUUGAGCACCGGCCCCUUCCUUUGGGCCCGUCAGCUGACCGUGUAGUGGUAGAAGGAAGGAGCCAAGGCUCUCUGCUCCCCCACCAGGCCAGGUGAGGCCCCGGAGCCGUAGGGAGAUGAAGUUCGGCUGCCUCUCCUUCCGGCAGCCUUACGCUGGUUUUGUCUUAAAUGGGGUCAAGACCGUGGAGACGCGUUGGCGUCCUCUGCUGAGCGGCCACCGGAACUGUACCAUCGCCAUCCACAUUGCCCACAGGGACUGGGAAGACGGCGCGUGGAGGAAGCUGCUGGCCGAGAGGCUUGGGAUGAGCCCCGCUCAGAUUCAGGCCUUGCUUCGGGAAGGGGAGAAGUAUGGCCGCGGUGUGAUAGCAGGGCUUAUUGACGUUGGGGAAACUUCGCUGUGCCCAGAAGACUUAGCUUCUGAGGAGGUCGUGGAACUGGAAAAUCAAGCUGUCCUGAGCAGCCUGAAGCAGAAGUACCUCACCGUGCUUUCGAACCCCAGGUGGUUGCUGGAGCCCAUCCCCAGGAAAGGCGGAAAGGACAUCUUCCAGGUAGACAUCCCAGAGCACCUGAUCCCCUCGGGGCGGGAGGCCUGAGGAGUGGGCAGGCUUAGGGAGGAGCGCUGCGUCCUGCCCCGGGAGCUGAGCGUCAGACGGGGACAGCAGCGUGGUCUGGCGUGGCCCCGCUGCGGAGGCCGCUACGGCUGCAUGCUCUUCGUGGACCCCGAUUUCUGCACUCCUGUGCGGGGACAACUCGGCCGGACUUUCCUUGGGGGCUGCCCCUCUGGGCUCCUCGACAGCCUCAAGGACCCUGACCUUCAGGAGAAAGGGAAAGCUGCCAUAAAGGCGUUUGCACCUCGACUAAUUUGGAUUGUACAAAGAAAUAGGUUUUAAGAGAACUAGUUAGUGUCUCCCCCCUUCUCGUUUCUGGUCAAAAGUCAGAGAGGGCUUGAACAGCAUCCAGGGACUGUUGUGGAAGGCGGGCCCGGGAGUGGCCAGCCACGUCGGCCUCAUUCACGGUGACGAGGACAUCGGACUGAGAAACAGAGCACCCGUCUGUCCUCUCAGAUGACUGUUGCUCUGUUGUAAAAGCGACCCUUGGCCCAUGAAGCAUGCGUGUUCCACACAUGGCACGGCUACUUCGUGUGCAAGAAGAGGACCCUAAAUACAGCCCUGGUGGGGAAGUGAUUGAGCGGUGGUGGUUCUUCUGUGGCGAACCUUUUGUUGUUGCUUUUUCCGUGUUCCUUGCAGAGUUUCUAGUAGUUGUUAUCUCUGGGGAUGCCGGGCCACCCUUGCCCCCCUCCGGCCAUUGACUGGAAAGGUCUGUCUCUUCUGAGCUAGACUAACGGUGUCCUAUGUCCCUGCUCUGAGGUGGGCCUCUUUGGAAGGCCUCUGGCACUCGCACUCGGCUGCUGAUCAGAAACUUGCCGGCAGCACGAGGGGACCCAUGAGGAAAGCCCCUCCUGUUUCAAACUACGUGAACGCUGUAAGGGGACACCACCAAGGUCAGGGGUGAGGCCUGCUGUCUUCUCCUGACCGGCCUGCAAGGCUCUGGGCCAGAUCUUCCUGGGCCUUCCUCAACACUCGUAGCCAGCUCCUGGGCUGAGUGUGUGAUAGUGCUGCUGCUUCAGAGGAAAGGGGACCCACCGGCACCAAAACCUGUCCCGGGCCAGGAUUCCUAGCCUCCCCGGGGUGAUCCGAUGAGGCGUGUGUAGUAUCACAGGUUAAAAAGAACACAGACUCGCCGUUGUCGUUUGAUUGUUUAUUUACUCCUGCAGAGUUUUGCUUUUCUUUAUUAAAGCCAAAAACAGA